Molecule: messenger RNA, 813 nt
Organism: Miscanthus lutarioriparius
Lineage: Eukaryota; Viridiplantae; Streptophyta; Magnoliopsida; Poales; Poaceae
Source: the annotation of a GenBank genome assembly
AUGGCGGAGAGGCAGGAGAUCGUCUCCGGCGGCGUUGCAGCGGCGCCGAUGUGCGCCAACAGCUGCGGGUUAUUCGGGAGCGCGGCGACCAACAACUUCUGCUCCAAGUGCUACAAGGAGCACCUGAUCAAGACCGCCGAAGCCGACGCCGCCGCUCUUGUCGACGAGAAGAAGACCGAGUCCACCACCAAGCAGGCUGCUGCUCACGAGCCCGAUCAGCUGGCUGAUGGUCAUCAAGAUCCUGACGCCACCGCUGCCGUUGCCGCUGCAGUGGCCACGGCCACGCCAGUUGCUCAAGCACCAACAGGGAAGAAGAAGAACAGUGGCCGCCCCUUGGAGACGCAGAAGCAGGAAGCGUCGUCCGGGUCCGGCCGCGGCGGCCUCAUCGAGUGCGCGAACGCGUGCGGUUACUUCGGGUACGCGGACACCAACAACCUGUGCACCCUCUGCUACAGGGACUUCCUCAAAACCGUUCACUCCGCCCCUGCCCCGGCGCCAUCGGCGGACAAGGUCGUCCUCGCUGCUGCCGAGCAGCCGGCGGCGGACCAGAUCUCUGCUGCAACUUCCAGUUCCAGUGCUGCACCCGCGGUGGAGGCGCCGCCGGCGGUGAAGGCGGCCGCGCCCAACAGGUGCGUGUCGUGCCGCAAGAAGGUGGGGCUGCUGGGGUUCCCCUGCCGCUGUGGUGCCACGUUCUGCUCGCUGCACCGGCACGCGGAGAAGCACGCGUGCGACUUCGACUUCAAGACGGCGGGCCGGGAGAAGAUCGCCAAGAACAACCCGCUCGUCGUGGCAGCCAAGAUCAACAAGAUCUGA